This is a messenger RNA of Drosophila erecta, 3002 nucleotides long. Its product is annotated as zinc finger protein 883. The record is from RefSeq and is a predicted model, not a curated record. The transcript is spliced from 6 exons. Bases 615 to 2414 code for a protein of 599 amino acids. Gene Ontology annotation, cellular component: nucleus. Gene Ontology annotation, molecular function: zinc ion binding. Lineage: Eukaryota; Metazoa; Arthropoda; Insecta; Diptera; Drosophilidae.
ACAAAGCCAGCUGUUCCGAGUGGGUUAAGCGACAGUGGGCCGUGUGGACCGGGAGUGUGAGCAUUGCCGCUGCAAGUUCCAAAAGAUUGCUCCACGACGAAGGUCAGUUCACGCGGAAGCUCGAACUUCGUCGGAUGGCGAGCACGGACCAUUGGAUUGGCUAGUGGGCGCAGAAGGACACGGGCCAUAGGGAGCGGAGCAGAGGUCGUCACCCGGAUACAGACAAAACUUUUCCGAGUGCCCCAGUCCUCGUUGCAGAAUUCCCCCCCACCAGCAUCAAUCAGCAUCCAACGCAACCAAAUGCCUCCAAAGCGUGCGCAAUAAUAUUUGUUGUGAAAAUAUCCAUGCCACCGUGCAAAUGCUUUUUGAGCCACUGGGUCUUGGCAUUUGGUGGAUGUGGCUGCGGGUUUUGGAUGUGGUUUUCGAAUCGACGCACGCAAGCAGAGCCAGCGUAACUCAUAAAGUUGCAUAAUUACCGCACAUGAAUGGGUGGGGCGUCGAAUUUGGGCGUUGCAGUUGCAGUUGCAUUAGCCACAUAUUGCCAUCGUUGUCACCGCUUUUGAUUUUGAUGCACUGCCGCAUUUUCGCUGGCCACUUUGUUUGCGGCCAACGCCAUGGAAACGUGCCGCACCUGUGCGAUUUCCAUGUUCGUGUGCGAUUUCGAAAGUGGCGUAAGCAACAGCCACUUCCUGGACCUCCAUCAUCCCAACUGCUGGCCAAGCGAAAUGGCCCAGAUUCGCCUCCAGUUCGCCAACUGGAAUCUAAAGAUCUCUCCCAACGACGGACUGCCCCAGAAGAUCUGCAGCGACUGCUUCACCAAGUUCUGCUCGAUCGACGCAUUCCGAGUGGCCUGCCAGGAGGCACAGCUGAAGCUGUCCAACAUCUACGACAAGAUCGAUGCCAGCAGCCUGGAAGAAGAGCACCCGGAGUAUCUGGAGCGGGCGGAAGAGCAUCAGGAAUCGGAAACAUCCAAAGCAACAACGACGGUUUCAGCCGAAACACAACCAAACACUGCCAGUGAUACCAUAGAGAUUUUUGUGGAUGCCGUAGACAUCGACGAAGCGGAAGAGGAGGAGGAGCAGCAGCAGUAUGAUGAGGAGGUGGACGAACCAAUCACAGAUCAGUCUGCUCCCCCGGAACUGACCAUUAGCUAUGCCUGCAAAUUCUGUUUGCGUCCGCAGGAGAGCUACCAGCUGCAGCAACUCUUGCUGGAGCACAUCAACGCCAGCCACGAUCCGGAGCAACCGUACAAUUGUCCGGAGUGCGAGGCCCGUUUCCAGGAUGCCGCCUCGCGCACGGUGCACCUGAAGAGCUGCCACGUGGAGAAGCAACAUGCCUGCGGGGUGUGCGGCAAGAAGUACGGCGACAGGCACAACCUGCGCCACCACGUGGAGAAGUACCACUCGGAGACGGACUUUGAGUGCGCGCUGUGCGAAAAGCGCUUCUACACACGCAAGAGCCUCAACUACCACAUGAAGUGGCACAAUCCGGAGCGCCAGUUCAAGUGUCGCCACAGCGGCUGCGAGCGACUCUUCAUCAGCCAGCGGCAUCUCAUGUGCCACGAGGCCACCCACUCGGGCACCAGCUCCAGGAAGAGCGAGCACUGCGGCUUCUGCGGCAAGACAUUCAUACACCUGAAGACUCUUCGCUGGCACAUUUACAGGCAGCACGGCGGGGAGAAGCCCUACAAGUGUGCCAAUUGCACGGAGGUCUUUGCAUCCUAUGCGGAGAAAAGGAUUCACAUGCUGGAGCGGCACAGGGAGAACCUAACGGCCAUCGAGCGGAGUGAGUGCAUGCUCUGCCGCCAGCCCUUCUCCAGCGAACCCGACUUGAUCCAUCACAUGUCCGUGGAGCAUUUGCAGCGACCUGGAGCUCCGGUCAUCGCGAACAACAAGCGGGUGCUGCAGCAGAAGCGGGAACGCCAGUACUCCGGACUCUUUCAGUGCGGCAGCUGCAGCCAGCGGUUCAACAUGAAGUCCGCUCUGGAGCGGCACGCCGCCGUGCAUUCUGAGAAGGAUCGACCGCACGCCUGUCCACACUGCUCCAAGCGGUUCAAGCGCGCCCAGGACAUGAAGUGGCACAUUAAGACCCACGAGAAGGAGAAGCCCAAUGUGUGCGAUGUUUGUGGCAAGGCCUUCGCCCUCAAGUAUGUGCUCACCCAGCACCGGCUGAGUCAUGAGGUCUUGGAGAAGAACUUCAAGUGCAACGUAUGCGGUCGAGCCUAUCUGUUUGAGAAGUCUUUGCGGCUGCAUCAGCGAACUCACACGGGCAAAACCUACUACAAAUGCGAUAUCUGUCAGGAAAGAUUUGUCACGCACAUUAAGCUUAAGACUCACAUGCAAAAGACACACGCGUCUCAGCCGCACUCGGCGGACCACCCUCUGGAUGAUCUGAUCAACAUUGUGAUUUCCUAACCAAGUGGAACAGAAAAGAUUUCUGUCAUAGCCAAGCACAGCGCAGAAACUGCAAUGCAUUGCGAGCGUAGCUCUCGGAACUCAAGCCUACAUAGACCAUAUACAUGUACCCUCCAGCCACUCACUAGACCAUAUGCACGCAGCGAUCCUAGGAUCGUAGAAGUGCUUAGAGCUUUAUUUAGAAGAUACUCCGUAGGCCAUAACCCAUACAUACAUAUGUAUAUCUCUGUCCAUUUCUUCGAUCAGUCCCUAAGGCGCUUCAGCCGCAUAUCUCUUUCUAUCUCUGAUCCAUAUUAAUCUCACAGAACGCCUUUAAACUCUCCAAGCACAUAUAUCCAUUUGACCACUUAGCGAUAAGAAGUAAGCAAUGAAAACAAACAAGAUGUUAUACGAGCAAUCUAGGCUUCGCGGCAAAACUUUUAGUGCUCAAGAAAUGCAUUUAUUUCCAGAUGAAACCGAGAAGUAUUUACAAUAAUUACUGAAAUGUAUGAGAAUAUUUAAAAUAUCAAUAUACUAUGGAUUUUAUUAUAUGUAGUUGCAGAUAUAUUUACCAAAUUCAUGUUCCGAAUAAACAUUCAUUUGACCAAA